AUGUCUAGAUCGACGCUGCAGGCGUUUCUGACAACUGCCCGCAACGCCCUCCGGGCACCGCCGGCCCAACGUGCCAAACCAUUGACGUUUGUCGUCGGCAACGAAUCCGCAGACCUCGACUCGCUCUGCUGCGCCAUCGUAUACGCCUACAUCCGCAGCCACACCGCCCCCCAUGCGCUGCACAUCCCGCUCUCCAACCUGCCACGAGCAGAUCUCGGCCUGCGUCCAGAAAUGGCCGCCGUGCUGCAACACGCUGGCCUGGCGCCCGCCGACCUCCUCACCCUCUCCGAGCUGCCCGACCACCUCCAGCCCGACGAGACGCGCUGGCUGCUCGUCGACCACAACUGCCUGACGGGCCCGCUGAAGCGCUUCCGAGACCGGGUCGUCGGCUGCGUGGACCACCACGUCGACGAGGGCGCGCUCCCCGGGGGCAUCUCGCCGCGCGUCAUCGAGCCCUGCGGCAGCUGCAUGAGCCUUGUCGUCGACGAGUGCAAGCCCGCGUGGGCGCAGCUCCUCCAGGGGGCCGACGACGACAUCCCGGCCGGCGAGCAGGACCGCCUCGUCAAGCUGGCGCUGGCGCCGAUCCUCCUCGACACCAUCAAUCUGACGGCCGAGGCCAAGGUGCGGCCCAAGGACCCGCAGGCGGUGCGCUUUCUCGAGGCGCAGAUCCGCGAGCCGGGCUUCACCACGACGAGCUACUACGAGCAAAUCAGCGCCGUCAAGGAGGACAUCUCGGGCCUGUCGUUCCGCGACAUCCUCCGCAAGGACUACAAGCAGUGGGAGGAGGGCGGCCUCGAGCUCGGCAUCAGCUGCGUCGUCCAGGGAUUCGAGUACCUGCUUGAAAAGGCGGACACCAAGCAGGCCUUUCUGGAGGAGCUCGCUGCCUGGGCCGCCGAGCGCAGGUUGGACGUUGCCGCCGUCAUGACUACCUCGCACCCCGGCGGCAGUUUCCACAGGCAGCUGUUGGUCUGGGGCACGACAGACAGGGGCAAGGACGCGGUUGGGAGGUUCAGGGACAUUGGUCGGCCGCUGGGUCUGGAGCAGUGGGAGGACGGGGGCCUGGAUGGCGAUGAUGGCGAUGGGGGCAAUACGAGGUUCGCGUGGAGACAGGCCAACUUGGCGGCGAGCAGGAAGCAGGUUGCGCCGCUGUUGAGGGAAGCCCUGAAGGAAGGGAAGUAG
Metarhizium brunneum ARSEF 3297 is the source of this 1179-nucleotide messenger RNA. RefSeq lists its product as uncharacterized. Gene Ontology annotation, cellular component: cytoplasm. Gene Ontology annotation, molecular function: exopolyphosphatase activity. The record is from RefSeq and is a predicted model, not a curated record. Lineage: Eukaryota; Fungi; Ascomycota; Sordariomycetes; Hypocreales; Clavicipitaceae.